Molecule: messenger RNA, 1579 nt
Organism: Papaver somniferum (opium poppy)
Lineage: Eukaryota; Viridiplantae; Streptophyta; Magnoliopsida; Ranunculales; Papaveraceae
Product: putative transferase At4g12130, mitochondrial
Exons: 5
Coding region: 236-1453 (405 amino acids)
Cellular component (GO): mitochondrial matrix
Molecular function (GO): protein binding
Source: RefSeq, a predicted model, not a curated record
UCUAUUUUGUCAAGAGCAUGACGCGUUAACUCAGCUAUUAAGGACCUCUCUGAAUCCUAUACCGAUUUUUAUUUCUGGUACUGUACGUGUCAAAAACCCAGAACCUCUUGGAAUUCAACUCUUCACCACGUAUCUUCUCAAAAUUUCAGAAAGAUGCCAUAAAUUACCUUCUCUUCCAUUCUUAUUGCCUCAAUCAAAAAUCACAGCUAGAAAGAACCUUUCAGAAACCCUAAUUAUGCAAAUUUUCAAGAAUUCAGCAUCCCCAAUUUACAGAAUCUACAGAAACAGAAGCUUGCAUUCAAGAUUCUUCUGUAAUAAUCAACAACAAAAAUCUCAUUUUGAAGAUGUAGGUUCUUCAAUGGCCUCACAUCUAAAAACACGAUCUGUAAUUCGUUUUAGAGGUCCUGAUACUAUUAAGUUUCUUCAAGGAUUAGUAACAAAUGAUGUAAGAAAGUUUGGUGAAGCAAUUGGGGAAAAAACAUCAACUUUAACUACACCAAAUGUGUCAACAGUAUCAGAAACACCCAUUUAUGCAGCAAUGCUUACACCUCAAGGGAGGUUUUUGUAUGAUUUGUUUAUUUAUAGACCUUCUCGUUCUUACGAGAAGCUUGAUAAAACUGGUUCUAAACCUGGUUCAAACCCAGCAGAUGACCUUUUUGAUUUGCUUGCUGAUGUUGAUGCUACUGUUAUGGAUGAGCUCAUGGAUUGCUUUCACAAAUUUCGGCUAAGAUCAAAAGUUGAUAUUGAAAAUGUGAGUGAGGAAUUUUCUUGCUGGCAACGUUUUGGUAAGAACCUAUCUACAUCAUCUGACUCGAAAGAAGAACCUGAGGCUUCAGCUCUUGGCUGGGGAGCUGGUGUUGACAAAGCCGGUCAGUCAUCUACAAAAGGGAAUAGUUCUGGUUGGCAAUGGUACAAAGAUCCUAGAUUGGAUAGUCUUGGUUUCAGGGGAAUUUUUCCUUCAAAUACAACACCACCAUUGAUUGAGGCAAACAAAGAAACUGAUGAGCUAAAUUACCUUCAAUGGAGAGUAGAGAAGGGAGUGGCAGAGGGCUCAACUGAGAUUCCUAAAGGUGAGGCAAUUCCGCUCGAGUACAAUCUUGCUGGCUUGAAUGCUAUAAGCUUUGAUAAAGGAUGCUAUGUCGGGCAGGAGUCGGUUGCUCGAACUCACCACCGUGGUGUCAUUCGAAAACGCCUGCUUCCUUUGAAAUUUCUCAACAAAAGCGGAAAUGAAGUAGACCAAAAGGUAACUCCAGGAUCGGAAGUAGUUGGAGUUUCAUCUGACAAGAAAGUUGGGACUGUCACAACUGCACUUGGGUCUCGUGGUAUGGGCCUACUGAGGCUAGAAGAAGCCUUUAAAGGAUCAGGCUCCUUGAGUCUUAAAGGGCAAGAUGAUGUAAAGAUCGAAGUUAUUAGACCAGAUUGGUGGCCUUCUGAAUGGUUUCCAGAUCAUUAACACGGUUCAGUUGCUUCAAGAGGGAGCUAGACCAGUCUCUCUCUCUAAGUUAAAAGUUUAUGUAAUUCUAACUUUUUUGUAGUUGAUCAAAAUAAGAAGAGAAACAUCUUUUGCAUGUUUAUCCUA